This is a messenger RNA of Anguilla anguilla (European eel), 3174 nucleotides long. RefSeq names its product decapping mRNA 1B (gene dcp1b). Gene Ontology annotation, biological process: deadenylation-independent decapping of nuclear-transcribed mRNA; positive regulation of catalytic activity; deadenylation-dependent decapping of nuclear-transcribed mRNA. The record is from RefSeq and is a predicted model, not a curated record. Gene Ontology annotation, cellular component: P-body. Gene Ontology annotation, molecular function: mRNA binding; enzyme activator activity. NCBI's taxonomy places the organism in Eukaryota, Metazoa, Chordata, Actinopteri, Anguilliformes, Anguillidae.
GUAGUGCGACUACUGUAGUCUGGGUGUUUACAACCUCCGAAAACGAAACAUGGCUCCUGUCAGAGUUACGGGUUGCCAACCAAAAUAGUUGAGCAGGAGCGAAAAGGCUCUUGUUUUUUCCAGUGUAACUCCGUUCCUCGGCUUUUUGAUCUUUAGCAAACAGCAUCCAGAUCCCUGGAAACACUUUGUGGGGCUUGAUUUGAGCAGUUCAGAUCGCGAUCAUUACAACUGGUCCCCGCGCGUUAGCUAAAUUGAAGGGGAACAAUGACUGCGAGUAUGGCUGGAACGGGCACCUGUCUUGCCGCAAAAGGUUUGGACAUAAGUCUUGCCGCUUUGAAGAGACAAGACCCCUACAUCAACAACAUAGUAGAUGUGGCUAGUCAAGUGGCGUUAUAUACUUUCAGCAACAGAGCAAAUGAAUGGGAGAAGACGGAUGUAGAAGGAACCUUAUUUGUAUAUACCAGGUUGGCCUCUCCCAGACAUGGCUUCACCAUCAUGAACCGACUGAACAUGGACAACCUGACUGAACCCAUCACCAAGGACCUGGACUUCCAGCUGCAGGACCCCUUCUUGCUCUAUAGGAAUGCCCGUUUGUCCAUCUACGGUAUCUGGUUCUAUGACAAGGCGGACUGCCUGCGCAUCGCCGAGCUGAUGAAGGAUCUGACGAGGCAGGAGCAGGUGCUGGCCCAGCGGGACGAGGACAUCUCCCCCAGAGCUGUCCGCAUGGAGGACAGCAAGGGGGUCGACAUCCUGCAGAUGCUGACCAAGGCUCGGGACGAGUACGACAAGGGAAAGCCCUGCUCCGAGCCGAAGGAGAUCGCCAGCAGCAGUGUGAUCUAUGACAACCCCCACCUGAUCAAACCCAUUCCCGUCAAACCGCUGGAGAGAGCGCACGGGGCCCAACAGGGCCUGCAGGACAGCGAUGUGGAGCCCAGGCACCUCUCCCUGGCUGCUCUUUUUGGGGCGCAGUCCCAGCCCGAGCACGUGUCCCCCCAGGCGGGGUCGGGGGGCGGCAGACCAGCGGGGCCCCGCCCGGCAGUGGCCCGCUCCCUGUCCUACGAGGAGCCGGCCCGGCCGGGCGCGGGGGGGCCCCUGUCGGGCAGCCCCCCCCAACACUGCCCCGCUAUCCAGAAGCUGAUGAGCGCCCAGAGGGCCCCGACUGAGCUUCUGCAACCCGUGUCCGAGUCCCCCGAAAACCGGCUCUGCGAGAACGGGGUCCUGCAGCCCCCCCACCACUGCCAGGGCAGGGACCCCCUCCACAGACUGUUCCAGAACCCCCCCGCCGCCGUCGGCCCCCCCUGCUGCGCCCACCCGCCUCCCCCGCUGCAGCAGCCCCCUCCCCUGCAUGGCCACCCCGGCCUGGGGGGAGCCCUUCCCCUCCCCCACCCCCACCACCCCGCCGCCAAGCCCCUGUUCUUCAGCCCCGGCAAGCCCCAGCUGCCCCCCCAGGGCACGGGCGUGGUCUCCCCCCACGAGCUCCUGCAGCGGCUGCAGCUGGUGCAGCAGGAGCAGAGCCUGAGCGCCGAGCCCGUCCGGCCCGCCCUCGCCCCCCGCUUUCAGGACCCUGCCCUGCAGCCCCGCCCCCAGCCCCACCCCCACCCCCACCCCCAGGCCCUGCCCACUCUGCAGCCCCAUCCCCAGGCCCUGCCUGCCCUGCAGCCCCACCCCCAGCCCCACCCCCAGGCCAUGCCCGCCCUGCAGCCCCACCCCCAAGCCAUGCCCACCCUGCAGCCCCACCCCCACCCCCAGUCCCUGCCCGCCAUGCCCCUGGACGGCUGGACAGACAAGCCCUCCGGCCCCAUGGUGUCCGAGAAGCCAAACCCUCUGUUCCAGGGGAUCUCUCCCCAGCGCAUCCCGGUCACCACGUCCCCCACUCUGCUCAUGUCCCCCAUGGUCUUCGCCCAGAGCAAAUCGGCUAAAGCUGGGAUCGCCUGCAGCCCCACUCCGGUCCCCCCGAUGCCCCCCCAGGCCCCCGAGGAUCCCCGAACCCUGACCAAGAGCCAGCUCCAGGCCACCCUGCUGCACCUGAUCCAGACUGAUGCAGCCUUCCUGGAUACCAUCUACAAGGCAUACAUCUGCAGCUUCUCUAAGGACACAGUCACAAAAAAGCUGUGAAACGCUGCACAGUGCAUUCAUUUGUGUUUGGGGCUGUGUACUGAUCUGACAAAAUUACCUUCCAUGUGUGCGCAUGGGUGUACAGGAACUUUAAAAACCAGGUUUUACUGUGCUCCAAAGUCUUGCCAUUUUAAAUAGUUUUUUUUAGAUUGAAGUUAAUACGAUGAUAAGCUCUAGCAAUGACCGCAGAACAGCGAAGUGGCAGCUGUUCAUUAGAAGGGGUUAUUUUAUUUUUUUUUGUUUUUAUUUUUUUGAAGACUGAGAUGAGUCUUAAAGUCCACUCUCCGAAGUCUUACAGAGCCAUUAUUGCAAUACACAAUCUCAGAUCUCCAGGAAGAUUUACGUUUUGGUGCCCUUUGAGCACAUUUAUGCACGUGUUCUUUGACAGAACAGUACUGUAAGUGGACCCAUAAUCAGCCUUUAUUGUAGGGAAUUCAUGUUUGUUCCUCAAUCUCAACUGUUUGUUUUAAUGGGUCUUCCAUGCUGCCUAGAAACAGAUUCAUUUUACAUAUCUCAGUUCAUUGCUGUAGCAGUUUAAUGUCAAUCUUGGACACGCAUGUGAUUUAAUUGAAUUUUAAAUGACUGUUUUAAACUGUGUGUUUGGCAGCUAUUAUACCAGUGAUGUUUUCUUUGAUUUUAAACACCCUAAUUAUUGCAGUUGAGAUAGAGGAGCUAACAGUUGAGAGUAGAAUCCCUUUUCCAGAAGAUUCUCUGUAUUCACAGUCGCACAUGUAAGACUGAUUUACAGAUCAGAUUUCCCCACAAGCAGUGGGUCAGAGAAAAUAUUUUAUGUUACAAAAUAUUAUAAAAUAUGGAAGAUAUUUUUCUAUAUUGUGCCACAAAACAUUGUCAUCCUUCAGAUUUUAUGCCGCCUUGAUCCUUCAAAUGAGAAAAUAUUUUAUGAGGAAAAAAACUCUGCUAAAACCAGCAAUUAUCUACAACCUGAUCAGUUAUAAUGCUUAAACUUCUGUGUAAAAUCUUAAACGCAUCACGUUUUUUAAACAGACUUGUUUUACCUGGCAAAUUAUAAAAAUCACAAUAAAGCACAUUUAAUUCGCA